AUGGCAAAUUCCAUUGUUACACAAAUCUCACUCCUAAUAUUUUCCAUUAUUCUACUUGUUCUAAGCCAUUCAAACAAUGCAACAGCAACCACUACUACCAAGGAGGCCUCAGUUGUGUCGAAAGAGCAAGUAGCAUGCACGAUGUGCGACGCGUGUGAAAACCCAUGUGAGCCCUUGCCAACACCACCGCCACCAGUCGUCGAAUGCCCGCCGCCACCAGCUCCUCCGCCGCCUUCUCCACCGCCCUACAAAGAACCAGAAUGCCCACCUCCUCCAAUGCCUAAACCUCCUUGCCAAGAGAAUAUUUGCGGCGGAGGCGGCGGUAAUUAUGGUCCUCCCGGCGGUGAAGGUGGCAGUAAUAACAGUCCCCAAUAUCCUACUCCUAUUAUGCCACGUCCCCCAUAUAUGCCGGUGGGUGAUGCUCCGCCGGCUUCAUACUAUCCCAACUACUAUAUGCCUCCACCUUCAAGCUCUCUAAGAAUCACAAUCACCCCUAUUCUCAAUUCCUUGUUCUUCUUCUGCUUCUUUCUUUCCUUAAUUAUUAUGUAG
This is a messenger RNA of Cannabis sativa, 549 nucleotides long. RefSeq names its product leucine-rich repeat extensin-like protein 3. The record is from RefSeq and is a predicted model, not a curated record. Lineage: Eukaryota; Viridiplantae; Streptophyta; Magnoliopsida; Rosales; Cannabaceae. The transcript has a single exon. Bases 1 to 549 code for a protein of 182 amino acids.